AUGAACGGACCGGACAGUUCGAAGAAUUCUUCCACUAAACCUUCCUUACCUCUCAAAGCUAGCAAAAAGCUUUCCGACACCUCAUCAUCGUCACCAGUCAUUGUGGCAACCCCGUCCGUGAAGUCCGACCCGGACGACAUCUCUCUGCACGAGCCAAAAAUGGAUUCUUCACAAGAGACUGUCGAGGCUCAUGUGGCUGAUACAGCUCAUACUACCGAUGAGAAGCAGGCUGCUGUCUCUGUAGAGCAUUCUGAGGUGCCCAAGUCUGAGCUAGUCGUUGCGAAGAAGAAGAGUGUCAGCAGGCGAGGGAAACGCGCAUCAAAGAAGUCAAAGCGUAAAGUAGAAGACACGUCUGCGUCGGACGCUAGUGGCUCUGAGAGCGACAGUGAAUCGGAAGAGAGUAGUGAGGAUGAGAAAGCCAAGCGUAAGAAGAGGCGGAAGUUGGCCGCGAAACGAGCAGCAGCGAAGAAGAAGCAACGGGCGAAGGCGAAGAGCAAGAAGAGCAAGAGCAGGAAGCACGAUUCAGCAAGCGAGGAUCAGAGUUCGGCUGAUACUUCCGACUCAAGUUCGGACUCAGAUUCAGAGGCAGAUGACAAGAGCCGUCGGAAGGCCCUGCGAGCCAAAGCCAAAAAGAAGAAGAACAAGAAGCUAGAUAGCUCUAGCGAUGACAGUACCUCUGACACUUUGAGCUCAUCCGACAGCGAGUCGGAUUCUGAGGAUGAGAAAUCGAGACGUAAACGCGCAAAGGGGAAAGCCAAGCGGAAGGCAAAGAAAACAAAGAAGGCUGAAUUGUCUGAAUUUUCGUCAAUGACAUCGUCUUCCGAGGACGAUCUCCUUGUGCCGACCCCGCCGCCAGAGCCUCCGUUACCAGGAGAUACCCUUGACACACAAGUAACCAAAGUAAGUGGUCUGCUCAACAGUCUCAAGGCGCAACAAGCUUCUCUCAAUGCUGCUGCUGCCGCUGCCGCCGUAUCUACUACGAAGCUCGACAAGCCAGUCAAGAAAAACGCCCUCGAGUUCAAGCGCGUCGACCAGGUUUUCGACAUGAAGAUACGCGAUUGGAAACUCGUUGAGAGUAACGCCGACCAAAAAGAUGAGUUUGACUGCGUGUUCACCGUGCGCAGAAGACUCAACUGGGAAGGCAAGUAUCAAGAGACACAACUGGACAUCAAAUCCAAGUUACUUCGCAACGCACUCCAGGAGGUUUUCAAGGACUGCAAGAGCAUCAGCCUGGUGGAAGACAUACCGCAGAUUGACCCUCACACGCUGUUCCACUACUACGACGAAUUGAAGACCUACAUCAAGAAGACGCUGAAGCCAAAGCUGAAGAAGGCAAAGAAGUCGAAAGAGCAGAAGCGCGUCAAACAGCAGAUUGCAUCGUGCAAACUGCUUCUGAGUUACAUUGAUGAGGAUUACACUGCGACGCGCAAGGCUCUCCGGCCCAUGCUCAAAGCGGGUACGAUCACGUACGACCUCGUUUGGGCAUUGUUCAAGCCUAACACGAUCGCCUUCACUCCCACGUAUCACAACAAGGACGAUCCGCGAUGCUUCAAGGUCGAGACCGCGUAUGAGUACGAGAGCUGGAUGACAGGAGUCAAGUCGUGGUAUGUAGAUGGCAAGUAUCUAGAGUAUGACGGCAAGUCGUUUGGUCUUGGAGACCAUCAGAUUACGAUACAGGCGUUCAAGGGCCACAAGAAGAUUACCAGUCUCUCCGCUUAUCCAUUGAAGUACCACAAAGAUCCUGAGAGCAUCAAGAAGCAACUCGUCGACCGAGGCAAGAAGUUCGUCGCCCUCCAAGGCAUGAACUACCGCCUCCAGAAGGGCAUCGCGUACAUGAAGCACAAGAACAACAUCAUCCGCUUCAUCAUCAAUGGCCGCGUCAUGGUCGAUCCCGCCAUCUUUCGCCGCAUCAAUCCCAACUAUCCGCUCUCGUACCUCAAACAAGACGAGCUUGCACAGAAUGAGGAAAACAAUGACGACGAUGACGAUAGUGACGACUGCUGCUGUGGGUCUGACGAGGGCGAAGAAGACGAGGAGAAAGACAAGAUGCGCAUCGUCAUGUGGAAGGACAAGAAGGGCAAGAAACACCCCAUCCGCGUGCCACAAAGCGUCAUCGACAAGGAAAAGGGCGACAGCCCCGACAAGCAAGUCGAGACCGACGAAGACGGGGCAGAGAACAAGCAGCAAUGCUUCACCGAAGAAGAGUUGCUCAUUGCCUCUCCGGUGGUCCUCGGAUUCGCCUUCUCCGAGAAACUCUGGCUCGAAUUCUCGCUCGCCGGCAUCGACGACAUCAAGUGGAACGACGAAGCCUUCUCCAGCCUCGUCCUGCCCAGCCGCAUCAAGCAGAAUCUCAAAGGGCUAGUCUCGUCCCACCGCUUCAACGCCGCAAAGACAAUCGACGAUGUCAUCCAAGGCAAAGGCAAAGGCCUUAAUGUGGUUCUCCACGGCCCACCCGGUGUAGGUAAAACGCUGACCGGCGAAUCCAUCGCCGAGUACCUCAAAUGCCCACUCUACGCCGUCUCGGCAGGCGAACUAGGCACCAACAGCCGCUCACUCGAAACCGAUCUCAACCGUAUAAUGGAUAUCACGCACUCUUGGGGCGCUAUCCUCCUCCUCGACGAAGCAGAUGUUUUCCUCGAAGCACGCCAACCCCACGACAUCCACCGCAACAGCCUCGUAUCGGUGUUCCUGCGUUUAACGGAGUACUACCAAGGCAUCCUCUUUCUCACAACAAACCGCGUGGAAACCUUCGAUGAAGCAUUCCAGAGCAGGAUCCACAUGGGUAUUCGAUACGACAACCUGGAAGCCAAGGCGAGGAAGAAGAUCUGGCAGCACCAUAUCGGCAAGGUGGAGCAGAUGGGUCGUGACGCCGAGGCCGAGAAGAAGAAGGGCAAGGAUAAAGACAGUGACGAGGAGGGUACUGCGAAGGAGGGGAAAGAAGAUAAAGGUGGGAAGGUCAUGAAGCCGUUUACCGAGGUGGACUUUGAUGAGCUGAGUAAGAGGAGUAUGAAUGGGAGACAGAUUAAAAACACGGUCAAGACAUCGCAGUCGAUUGCGCUUGCGGAGAAGUCGGUCUUUAGUAUGGAGCACGUUAAGCGUGUGCUUGAGGUUGCCGAGGCUUUCGAGGAUGAUAUGCGCGGUGGUGGGGGUUAUCGUGAUGCGAAGAGGAUGUAUACCUAA
Messenger RNA from Alternaria hordeiaustralica, 3180 nucleotides. RefSeq lists its product as uncharacterized. NCBI's taxonomy places the organism in Eukaryota, Fungi, Ascomycota, Dothideomycetes, Pleosporales, Pleosporaceae. Gene Ontology annotation, molecular function: ATP binding; ATP hydrolysis activity. The transcript has 3 exons. The record is from RefSeq and is a predicted model, not a curated record. The coding region runs from base 1 to 3180 and encodes 1059 amino acids.